GCACGGAGAAAUGACAGCUUGGGCUGGAAUUUGGGCUGAACUGCAUCCCAUCACAGACGGGCUGCAACUGUCCGCUCGGUCCAACUAUGUGACGGCUGGCGUGUUCUCUUCCGAGGCAUUAUUGGCUGCUUUUAUAGAUUUUUUAAAUCUUCAGAAUGGGUCCGGUGAAAUGGGUGCUGAAGUUGACCCGGCGGUGUCCUUUGGAUGUUGCGGUGCUCCGUCGGAAACUGGACUAGAUUUCAGUGCUUGUGGAAAUGCUACCUCUCUCCGUGCGGGACAGUGGAAUAUGUUGCAGCUGUAAUGACCGGAGCGCGUGUGGAGGAGAUAACGGAAUUACCUCUCGGACCGACGAACUGUGCGCGCCGCCGUUCACUCUGAAUUUCUCCAGGAUUUCUCCCUUCUGCAGACACUGGAGACUUUCCAGUGCACUGUUUUAUAGGUAGACUUUUUUUUUUGCAUGUUGUUUUUGUCCGCCCAAAGUAGACCGUAAUUCAUGCAAUGCACAUCUAUUAAAUCGUUCAGUAUAACGCGCUUGAAUAGUCACAUUUCACUUAUUUGUUAUUGCGUGGAAGAGAGGCUAUUGCGGAUUAAAUGGACAUAAGGCUGCUCCACAUAAUAUGAGCGUCCCCUCUGAGCUGCCAUUUGUCCUCGAUAAAUGUCCGCGUGCUGUCCAGCACAACAUUUUUUUGGGAUUAUGACUCUUGUCACCAGCUGGACAGAGAGCAUUAACCCUUGAACUGGUAAUGAGAUAAAGAAUCACACAACAUAUAAUAUGACGCCAAGAUGUAACAUUAGUAGUCUUUGUUAAUUAUUUAGCUCAUAAUUAACCAGAGCCUUUUACGCGCACCUCUCCAAUGGAUGCAUGUCGCCAAAAGGUCAAGUCCUUAUGUGAUAAAAGCGCAUUAAGGAGGCGAUGACUUGUAACUUGACCGCAUGAAAACACCAGUGCACGGAUAAAGGAAAGUUAUUGGAGCUGCACUUGUUUGAUGAAGUUGCUUUUACGCACCGGAAAGCAUGCGCUCAAAAAUGAAGAUCUUCUAGGCCUGUCUUCUACUGAAAGUAGUUUUGCAUCAAAGAUGCAUGGCUUUUUUAAAUUUAUUUUUUUAUGAGACCGUCGCUAUGAAUACGCAUUUUCUAAUCUGGUUCGCUUUUUUUCUGGAAAACAUGAUGUGGAGCCGCCUGGUGUGAUUUUCUUGCUGUUUCCAUGCGUCUUUCUUCUUCUCCAGACCUCUGGACGUUGUUGUGGAUUGUGUGGCUAUUUAAUGCAAUGGGCUGUAUCCAGAGUAUCAGGUGUAAGCCCAAGAGUUUCCGAGACAGUAUCAUCGUCCUGGAGGUGAACACCUCCAUCGACCCCAACCCCACCAGCAUCGACGAGUCAUCCAGCGUGGUCCUGCGCUACCGGACACCCCACUUCCGAGCUUAUGCCCGGGUCCUUGUGCCGCCAGUCGCCAGUAAAGAGACAUGGACCAUUGGCUGGAUUCAAGCCUGUAACCACAUGGAGUUCUACAAUACGUAUGGAAGCAAAGGGAUGUCAAGUUGGGAGCUCCCCGACCUGCGCGACGGCAAAAUCCAGGCCAUCAGCGACUCGGAUGGAGUGAACUACCCGUGGUACGGCAACACAACGGAGACCUGCACUGUGGUGGGCCCCACCAAGAAGGACAGCAAGUUCACCGUCAGUAUGAAUGACAAUUUCUACCCCAGCGUGACCUGGGGUGUGCCCGUCAGCGACAGCAACGUGCCUCAGCUCAGCAGCAUCCGCCGCGACCAGAGCUUCACGACGUGGCUGGUGGCCAUCAACCCGGCCACCUUGGAGACACUGGUGCUGCAGACGAUCCACUGGAGGAUGCGGCUUCACAUCCGCGUGGACCCGGAGAAGCCUCUGGGUCACAGGGCUGCGCUGAACGAGCCCGUGGUCCAGGAUCAACCCCAGAUCCUGGGCAAGAAUGAGCCCAUCUCCUCGAACGCCAUGGUCAAGCCCAACGCCAACGACGCCCAGGUGCUGAUGUGGCGGCCAAAGAACGGUGACCCCAUGGUGGUCAUCCCAUCUAAAUACUGACCAGACUGGCCUUGGAUACCUUAAUCGUAUCAUCUCUUAUUUAUUCUCUUUCUUUUGAUCCUGCUCGUCACCAGCGCUCACCGCUUUAACCCUUUCCACCCCCCUUUUUUUUGCCUCUACGUUGUUCUCUCCGAUGUUUAAAAAACAGACGGAGAGAAAAACUGGCAAACGGAACCACCUCGGAGAAAACUACCGGCUGUGGUGGGAGGGGUGGGGUGAGGUGAGGCGGGCUUGAACACACUUUUGAGACUGGAGUGAACAAACUGCAACCAUUCUACCUUCAAACUGGGUCGGGUCGCACUGUGCUAAAUGAAAUCAUUGCAACAAAAAUGAAAAAAAACGAAAUAAUUUAUUUUUAUUUUUUAUUUCAGUUUUAUAUUUGGGCUGUUUCGGGCCAAGUGAUAUGGCGUUUGUGAGUUUGGGUGGAUCUAAGUAUUUACAUAACCAUGUCACAUGCUACACACAUGGAUGUACACAAACCUUGUGUAUGAAUACCAGUUGUGGUUUUAUUUAUGGGCCGGGAAGAGUGCAUUUACUUUAGUUUGUUGUUGCAUUGGGUGACAUGAUAGAUUUUAGGACUUUUUUUAAAAACAUGCAAGACAUUCAAUCCAUGCUGCCUUAAGUUUACAUUGCUUUCCAUUGCAAACUUUUUCGCCUUAAACACAGUGCAAUGCAGUAUUCCUGCUCGACCGUCCCGUCUCUUCCAGACAUGCCGGUGCUGGUCGGCUUCAGAACAGGGGCGAUACCACAGAAGAAGACCCGGGUCUGAAGGCUUUUAUGUGCAGUUGCAUUUACAUGACAGAUGUAUUGUCUCACGAGUACAACCAGCAUUAUGCGUGAACACAGUGACACAACCGGUUGUGUUUCAAGUGCGUUACGCAACAGGCGUGACGCUCUGUCCUGAGACAGAGAACACCAGUAAAGCCAACCGGCGUCCACAGCACUCGACACAAUGACGAGCAGGAGCAACUUGAGCACCAAGUACUCAACGGCACUCGUCCGCUAACCUCAUUUCAUUCGCUUUAUUCUUUAUUUUAUAGGCCUGGCCUUCAGCAUCAGAACAUUUGUUUUCCUUGCUCUGCACCGCUCCAUCUCAGGGCCGCCCUUCUUCCCUUCCGUCCCUUCUCUUCUUGCAUCCAUCCGGUUUCCGCACCGACUCUUUUUCUUUUGCCACAGCGAGUAACUGUGUUUGCGCCGCUCACGUCAAAACUUUGAUGAACAAGCAGCCACGCAGACAGGAGGAAUAAGCGGAUACUUAACCCUCCUGUUGCCUUAGGGUCAAUUUGACCCCAUUCAAUGUUUAACCCUCCUGUUACCUUUAUAUUUACUGACAUAUUUUACCCUCGGGGUCAAUUUGACCCCAGCAAUUAAAACCUCCAGAAAAUUAUUAGAAUUAAUAUUGUUUUCCAAGUUUAAGUGUGAGAUACUUUAUGUUUGUUUGUUGACUACCUAAAUAGCCCUUUAAAUAUAUAAAAAAGUUGAUAUUUCUUAUAUGUUUGACACAGUGAAAAACAGCCUGGGGUCAAAUUGACCCGAAAGAACACCGACAUUAAACAUUGAAUGGGGUCAAAUUGACCCGAAAGGUAACAGGAGGGUUAAAAACUGGAGGUUGAAAGCAGCAGGAUGUUUGCUGCUGGGCCGUCUAUCUGGACUCUCCUCGACACGUGUGUAUUUAUAAUUGCGGCCUUUCUUUAAAUCGAUAACACCCCUUUUCUCUCGUGUAAUAACAACUUGAAAACAUGUCUCUCGUGCCGACGGCGGUUCUGUCCCUCAUCCUCAAGCAUCUGUAAUCUUCAUCGGCCCCAGAGUUCUUCUUCCGCUCGUCUUCGACUCGUCGUCGUCUGUUGUCGGGUCUGAAGAGCAGGAGGCAUGUUGUGAUCCCGGCUGCUCGGUCGGCAUAAAGAUGACCCGCUCCUCUGCCCGUGUGGGGGUUUGUCUCCCUUUAUUGUCCCGCCAGCAAAUAUAAGGAAACAAGAAGGCAUCCACAAACAGCUCUGGUCAGCGCGAUACCAACAUUAAAUGAGAUGAUGCCUGUUUAGCUGUUGAUCUUUCAAGAAAAAAGUGCUUCAGCUGCAAACUCCAAACCCUUAAAAGCAGAGAGAGAGACGCUGAUGUUGGCAUCAUGGGGACUAAAAAGUUAUUUAUGCACACAUGUUCUUUUAAAAUCUCUCGGUUUGUUCUGUUAAAGGCCAGUUUUUCACUUUCAGUAUUCAGUAUUUUACAGAUCAGUAAGCUGCUGCUAUUUCAGCUCCUCAGCGUCUCCUCACUCGCUGUACAACGCAUCCAUCCCUCAAACUCGGUGCAGGGUUUGUGUUGUUUUAGGACAUUUUGUACAUUUAACUGUAUAAAACUAAUAUAUUUUGUGAAUUAACUUAUUUGGCAAGUACUAUGAUAUGGCUGAUAUUUCUACCAAGACUGAAAGAAAGAAUUUCACAUUUUGGGAGAUAUGCUUAUAUCCCCUCAUGCGUGUGAACUGAGUGUGAAGCUUCAGCCGACAGUUUGCUUGGUUUAACGAGUCAGAAGGUAGAAUCAGCGAAGCGCCUCCUGGCUCUCGCUUCAUAUUUAACACGCAGUAACAAGAGCUGAGCUGAACCAGAGCUCAAACAUCUACCCAUCGGGUCCAUUUGACGCCACGACCUGAGCUGCUUUGUUCCCAUCACAGCCACGUGUAAUGCUCGCACACACCGUAAACACACGUAUAUAGACACUCCCGCUCGGCUCGUUUCACGCCUUAACCACGAUGGCCUUCGCUCCAGGCCGGGUCGCAGGGCGGAGGGAGAAGAGGAGGAGGAGGAGGAGGCUAUUGGGGGACUGCUGUCAUAAUUAGAUCUGCAGUGACACACUUGCAUGCCCUAGAUGGGCCGAACUGUGCUGGCUCUGUGUCGUGAGUCGUGGUUGAGGUUUAAGUGAGGUCAGACGGCAACGCUCGGGGUCAAAGUGUUCGGCUGAGGCAAGCCGUCAAAGUCACCACGCGCACAGCAGCGGCGGCGCGAGGAAUAUGAAUUGUGGCAACAAAUUGAAUCCAUUUCGACAUAAUAGCCGGCCUAAAAUAACUGUGACAUUUACCAAGCCCAACUUGGAUGUCAAGCACAAGUUAUUUCAAUGUGUGGUUGGUUUUGAACGCCCCGCCUCGUGUUAUAAACUCCGUCAACCUUUCACCUCAUGGAGUCAUCGUACCGGCUUUGCAAUGACCCACGCACAUCGUGGACGGUACCUGAGCUGGACGACAUAUAAUGACAUUAACGCUUGGCACGCUGAUUUGCACCGCGCUCACAACGUGUGGCAAAUCCCAUUUGAGGGAUUUAGGUCGAAUGAGGAGUUCCACUGAUGUGCUUCUGCUGUUGUGGAGUCACACUUCCUUCUCUCUCACACAAACACAGUGCAGCAAAGGUUACGUCCUUGUUCAUAAAUCAGGGACAGAGCAUGCCCCCCCCCCCCCCCCCCCCACACACACACACACACAAACACACGUACACACUCACACACACAGGAGCAGCCCUUGCGUGGUAUCUGAUUGUCACAGCAGGACAUUGGCAGUGAGAACUCAUUUAUCUGCACGCGGACCCUCUGUACACAUGCACAUGCUACAAAGCCAUAUACACCUGUUUUACUAAUAAUCAGGACGUGAUACAUGUUUUAAUGUGAAAGAGAAAUGGAAGUAUUGAGAUCAUUGAGUGGGUGCCGGUCAACUAUCAACAACAUACAUUGUAGGAUUAGGGCACGAAUUGUCUUCCGCGUGUAUGUGUGUGUGUGUGUGGGGGGUGUGUGUGUGUGUCUGUUGGGAUGUGUUAAUGAUGUGUAUUUUAUGUUAACAUGACAUAAACACUUCAUAAAGGCUUUAUGUGCUCCUUAACCCUUAAUAAGCCACACAAAAACAAAAUGGCACAUUGUUUGUUUGCCGUAUGGAGGGCCAACGGUGCCAAAAAUUGGACAAAGCCAAAACUAUGCACUGGUACAUUGUUAGUAACUCAUGAACUCCUGGCAUUUAAUAGCAGGCCUGUUUUCAAUUAUUUUUCAUCCUUAAAUGCAUUGUGCAUAUUUGUAUUUCCAGAGAAACAUUGACAAAGCAAAAUGUCGCCAUGUGGAAGAUUCUUUGUUGUCGGGUGUUCUGCUUGUCGGGCCGAGCCGAGGGGACGAAAGGGAGGGCUGCUACCUUCGCUUCGGAUCAAUAUGUCGUUAUUGAACUACCACGAAACAUCAGUGAAUCAACACCUCUUUAUUUAAACCACGUUCACACUCGGGAUCGCCUGCCUGCCUUCAUUUCCUGACUUUGACUUCUAUCCAAUGAAAUAUAAAACAAGUGAAUCUUGCUGUUUUCCCUCCAAAAUGGAAUCAACACAGCCCCACGCAACCCUUCUGUGUAGCACAGAAGAUAACGUGAGCGACUUUAUGUGUUUCUCAUUCUGUUUGUUUUCUUUUCCGCGUGUACAGCACUGAAAUAGUGAAAGCAGUUUGUGUACUUUUGUUUGGCUUUGACUUUUACACCAAUACUUGAAAAUGGGUCCGUUCUGGCAAACAUUUAAAACUGUGAAAAUGCACAACAUUGGGGAAACAAACCCGGAAAAAAAUAGAUAUAAUAAAAAGGUCUUUUUCAUGAAUGAAUAAAACGAACAAACUUGA
Pseudoliparis swirei is the source of this 6676-nucleotide messenger RNA. It is a transcript of the gene fam78ab, whose product is annotated as family with sequence similarity 78 member Ab. The transcript has 2 exons. The record is from RefSeq and is a predicted model, not a curated record. The coding region runs from base 1205 to 2056 and encodes 283 amino acids. Lineage: Eukaryota; Metazoa; Chordata; Actinopteri; Perciformes; Liparidae.